This is a messenger RNA of Halichondria panicea, 1808 nucleotides long. RefSeq names its product splicing factor U2AF 50 kDa subunit-like. Gene Ontology annotation, biological process: mRNA processing. Gene Ontology annotation, molecular function: poly-pyrimidine tract binding; pre-mRNA 3'-splice site binding. Gene Ontology annotation, cellular component: U2AF complex; nucleus; nuclear speck. The transcript has 11 exons. The record is from RefSeq and is a predicted model, not a curated record. Bases 109 to 1722 code for a protein of 537 amino acids. NCBI's taxonomy places the organism in Eukaryota, Metazoa, Porifera, Demospongiae, Suberitida, Halichondriidae.
UAGCCCACGUGACUAAAAAAGAACACUAAGGUGGGCUUUCAAUAGAAACUCCAUCACCAACCACGAAUUUUCUCUUCCUUUUUCCUAGUGGAUGCGAUACUGCACAAGAUGAGUGAAUACGGACAAGGCAAUGGAGAAACUUAUAACACGCAACAGUAUGCUCAAGAUCAAAGUCAACAGCCUGCGGCAAUAACCGGAGGAGGGGCCGACUUUACCAAAAUAGAGCCGGCUCACAUGGAUGAACCUCAAUCUCGCCACAGAGACAGAGACAGAGGGAGAGGGGACAGGGGAGGGGACAGAGGUCGCGACAGGUCCUCCGAGAGACGCAGUCGUAGGAAGCGGAGUAGGUCACGUGACCGUGGUGAUCGGAGACGUCGUAGCCGAGACCGUCGCCGUAGUCGCUCUCGAGAUAAGAGAAGUCGUUCCAAAGAUCGUAGGAGGAGCAGAAGGUCCCGUUCCAACGACGAGCGAGGUCCAGAGGAGGCUAUGGAAGAUCGUGAGGCAGAGAGACAGAGAGCCAAGGAUCGUCACAAGAGCAAGCGGAGGACUGCCUCAAUGUGGUGGGACGUAGCCCCACGAGGGUUCGAGCACAUCUCCCCUCUCCAGUACAAGGCUAUGCAAGCUGCUGGUCAGGUACCGACUGUGGGAGCUCCUCCCCCUGCCCUGGGUGCAGCCACAGAGGCCCUCACUAUCCCCCCACCCUCUCAGCCAGCCGCUAGUCAGAUGACACGACAAGCCCGCCGUCUUUACAUAGGGAGCAUUCCCUUCGGUAUCAGUGAGGACGCCAUGUUGAGAUUCUUUAAUGAGAAGAUGGCUGCAGCUGGCCUUGGCACUGCUGCUGGCCCACCUGUGUUGGCUGUGCAGAUCAACAUGGACAAGAACUUUGCUUUUGUUGAGUUUCGAUCAGUGGAGGAGACCACCAAGGCUAUGGCACUGGAUGGCAUCAUGCUGCAGAGUCAGUCCCUCAAGAUCAGGAGACCCAAAGACUAUUCUCCACUAGGAUUCAGCAGCUCUGACCUAGUGACCCACCUGCCUGGAGUGGUGUCCACUGUGGUACAAGAUGGCCCCUGGAAGGUCUUCUGUGGGGGACUGCCAACCUACCUCUCAGAUGAUCAGGUGAAAGAGUUGCUCUCAUCGUUUGGUGACUUGCGUGCCUUUAACCUGGUCAAGGACAGUGGCACCACAUUCUCAAAGGGGUACUGCUUCUUUGAGUAUGUCAACCAUGAGAUAACAGAUGUGGCUAUAGCAGGACUUAAUGGUAUGCAGAUAGGGGACAAGAAGCUGGUUGUUCAGAGGGCAAGUGUUGGGGCCAAGCCAGGGGACAUGCUUAUGGACCAGGCGUUGGAGGCCGGUCUAGCACAACCAAUCAAUAUUCCGGGUCUCUGUGUUGCCGGGACGAUGCAAGAAGCCACAGAAGUGUUGUGUUUGAUGAAUAUGGUGACUGAGGAAGAGCUGAUGGACGAUGAGGAGUAUGAAGGUAUCAUGGAGGAUGUGCGUGAGGAGUGUGAGAAGUACGGGGAUGUCAAGUCCCUCGAGAUACCACGCCCUGUGGAUGGCCUCCCAGUGCCUGGAGUGGGCAAGAUAUUUGUGGAGUUUGUUGAUGCUGGUGAUUGCCAAAGUGCCCACUCGUCACUGGCUGGGAGGAAGUUUGCUAACAGAGUCGUGGUGGCCUCCUUCUUCCCACUCAGCCAGUACAAGCAAAAGUACUUUAUAGCAGAAUGAACAAUCAGUGAACUUAUGAAUGUACGUACGUGUAUGACUAUAAUUAUGACUGUACUAUGCAUUUUGAUGUUUCUUGUUGGCAUAAA